Messenger RNA from Drosophila serrata, 2312 nucleotides. RefSeq lists its product as uncharacterized. The record is from RefSeq and is a predicted model, not a curated record. Lineage: Eukaryota; Metazoa; Arthropoda; Insecta; Diptera; Drosophilidae.
UGAUCCUUACUGGCGCAAUAUUUUUAUAAACCUGCAGAACUAUAAAUAAAAUAGAAAUAUAAGUGCUAUAAAAUCCUUUAAAAUGUCGGAAGAUGCUUUAAUCGUGUCGUACAGCGAGCUGCAGGCCAUAGACCAAGAAGAUAUUAUCAUGUUGGUGGACGUGCAAACGGCUAUAAAGAUCUGCAAUGAAUCUCUGUCAAACGAAUCUGCAAAACCGGCAGAUGUUUUGCUUCUAUGGCUAAGUAAAUUGUUAAGAGCCUAUGUGGAGGAGGCGGUCUGCUGUGUCAAUGCGAUCAAGGAAAUGUGGUCCUGGCUCGGAAGGGUUACAGCAGAUGCGCAAGACGCUCGCCUUGCCAUUGUCACCGAGGCUCUGAACUUUACAACAGUUUUUAGGGAACAGCUUCUGAAGGGCGGUGAACGUCUGGUGCAUAGCUCGGCCUUUUUCUUGUUAACCGUGAUCAAUAGGUUUUCCAGCAAUCGAGGUAUCUUAAAGAUCUGCAUCGAUCUACACUUGCUUGUUCUGUCCCUUCUGAGAGAUAGCACAGCUAGAUCCGAAACUGUGAACUUUCGCAAUAUUCCCCUGAUUAAGGAAAUGACUGCCAUUGCCGAAUAUUUAGGAGAAAGAAUUACCCAUCUGCAGGUAUCAAUAAGGACCAGUGAGACGGUGACUUUCAUGUGCGUUCAUUACUUGAAGUUAAUAAAACAGCAGCCCAAAAAGGAGCAGGAGCCUAUGUCCGAGUGGCUAAAAGACACAUUGGUGCACCUUUGUGACUCAGUUUGCAGUCAAUUGGAGACUGUUCAUAAAAAAGAAACACUCGCUGUCCCAUUGGAGAAGAUAGAAGACUAUGUUAAGGUUACACAAACUUACCUGCUAAUGAUACAAGAGAUUUUUCGAGUUGGUGGUACGAUGCAUCUGCAUGAAGACGUUUCUUCUGGCCUUUUAGAAAUAAUCAGUGAACCAGAACACUCACAUGAUUUGGGGAAAGAUAUUCCUAAACUUGUAUCUACUUACGUUAAACCGUAUGUCAUGCAACUCUUUGAGCUUGUUUAUUUAUUGCCCGACUUUCAAGAGUAUUUAAUACAAAAUCUGGAUUCCAAUGAGGAUUCCUUCAAUGUUUGCCUGGAUUUUGUCACUGUGGUAUGCACGGACAAUACGGCUGUCUCUCCAAAUACUUGCCAAAUACUACAAAAAAUAUUCGAGUACAUGUUCAUAGAUGCCACUAACUUCGUGCACGAGGAAAAUUACGAGCGAAUAAUUGAGGGUUUUGGUAGCCUCUUGUACUUGCUGGACAACGAAAUCAUGCAUAACUACUUCUGUGCUGGCUUAUUUCAAAAGGAUAUAGUCAAAUCUCAAGCGUGUGCCGAUGUCCUCAUGCUCUGCUUUCGACUGAUAGAAGUGAAUAAGGGAUGGGACAGUAGGGCCAUAGAGCAGGCUGCUAGAUUCUGGAAUGAGUGCAACAACUCAUAUGCCUUGUUCUCGCACAAUCCAAGCCAAUGGCAUGUGCAGCGUUUUGUAAAAUAUUUUCACAUCAUGGGACGCCAGAAACUUCCUACCCUUAGCCUGCGAAAUUAUCGACACUUAUCGGCGGUGAUCGGUUCCAGUGAUCAAAUAAGGCAAAAGCUUUUAAAGCACUUGGAUAAUAUCACAUCUGAUGUUCCAACGGAAAUAGGCAAUUACUACGAUAUCAUUGGUGUUCUGGAAAUUCUGGCGCAACUGGGUCAAACCAACUGCUCACAGUGGUUUACGCGAACGUCGGAAAUGGCCAAACAGCUGAUGACCGUUGAUAAGAGCUCGACGUUUGUCAGUGCCUACUUCAGGCUGCUAUUAGCUUCGGAUAAAGCUACUCAAUUGGUGGUGUUGCGGGGCCUUGAUCCAGUCAUUGGCUGCUCCAACUGGCAGCGACAAAAGUUCCUCUCCUUUUGCCAGUCCAGCACUGAUGCGCAACUAAGAGCAUUCAGUGCACGUCACACCAUUAAAGGCGAUGUGCAGCUCCUGUUUGAAGCCUUGCUGGGAAAACCUAAAGAUCUAGACUUCUCUCUAGAUGCCACCUGCCAAGAGCUAAGUAAAGCGAGUUAUUUUCGCGAAGUCGAACACAAGUGUCAGCCGGAAGCCAACCUAAAGCGUAAAAGAGAAGAAAGUACGCCUAGACAAAUUCUACAAGCCCUGUACGAGGGCUCUCUUCAAUUAGGACAAUGCAGCAAGGACACCUUCAAUGACGCCGACAUAGAACUACACAAAAAAGUUAUUGCCAAUCUGAACAGUAUAUUACCAAGAUUUUGAGUUAUGAAUUAACCAUGAGUUUUAUCUAUUU